Molecule: messenger RNA, 10383 nt
Organism: Ailuropoda melanoleuca (giant panda)
Lineage: Eukaryota; Metazoa; Chordata; Mammalia; Carnivora; Ursidae
Gene: EMSY
Product: EMSY transcriptional repressor, BRCA2 interacting
Exons: 22
Coding region: 212-4225 (1337 amino acids)
Biological process (GO): regulation of DNA-templated transcription
Cellular component (GO): nucleoplasm
Source: RefSeq, a predicted model, not a curated record
GAAAGGCGGGAAAGGCGAACUACACCUCCCGACUGGCAGCGCGCGGCUGCGCCUGCGCCCUGAUGCCUGUCGCCAUCUUGCCCCUUCUGAGGCACCGCAAACAAACCCAAUUCCUGGUGUUCCCUAGUCUUGGCGGAGGAGCCUUUUAGAUGAGCCCCGAAAGGCCGGGCAGGGAAGACAAGCUCUUUGGGGCUACCAAAAAGAAGCAGCAAUGCCUGUUGUGUGGCCAACCCUUUUGGAUCUCAGCAGGGAUGAAUGCAAAAGGAUUCUUAGAAAAUUGGAAUUGGAGGCAUAUGCUGGAGUUAUCAGUGCACUUCGGGCACAGGGGGAUCUCACCAAGGAAAAGAAAGAUCUUCUUGGAGAACUCUCAAAAGUUCUUAGCAUCUCAACAGAGCGCCACCGUGCUGAAGUUCGGAGAGCAGUAAACGAUGAACGGUUAACAACAAUUGCACAUAAAAUGAAUUUAUCCUUAUAUUUGGGUGAAAGACCAAGUUACAGUAUGUCUGGACCUAAUAGCUCUUCAGAAUGGUCCAUUGAGGGUCGUCGCUUGGUUCCACUGAUGCCCCGGUUGGUUCCCCAAACUGCCUUCACUGUAACAGCUAACGCUGUUGCCAAUGCAGCUAUCCAGCACAAUGCAUCUCUUCCAGUGCCUGCAGAAACAGGAAGCAAGGAAGUCGUGGUUUGCUAUUCCUACACAAGUACCACGUCAACCCCAACCUCUACCCCUGUUCCAAGUGGCAGCAUAGCAACGGUUAAGUCUCCAAGACCUGCCAGUCCUGCCUCCAAUGUAGUUGUCUUGCCAAGUGGAAGUACUGUUUAUGUCAAAAGUGUUAGCUGUUCAGAUGAAGAUGAAAAACCUAGAAAACGAAGGCGAACAAAUUCUUCUAGCUCCUCCCCCGUUGUCCUAAAGGAAGUUCCAAAGGCUGUUGUUCCAGUCUCAAAGACGAUCACUGUGCCUGUGAGUGGCAGUCCCAAGAUGAGCAACAUCAUGCAGAGCAUUGCCAACUCCUUACCACCCCACAUGUCUCCUGUGAAAAUAACCUUCACCAAACCAUCAACACAGACGACAAACACAACAACACAGAAGGUUAUUAUAGUGACCACAUCACCAAGUUCAACCUUCGUGCCCAACAUUCUCUCCAAAUCCCAUAACUAUGCAGCAGUCACUAAGCUUGUACCAACAUCAGUCAUUGCUUCCACAACCCAGAAGCCACCAGUGGUUAUAACUGCUUCACAGUCCUCCCUGGUCAGUAGUAGCAGCAGUGGCAGCAGCAGUUCUACACCGUCACCUAUUCCUAAUACAGUUGCAGUAACAGCUGUGGUAUCUUCCACACCAUCCGUGGUCAUGUCAACAGUAGCACAAGGCGUAUCUACAUCAGCGAUCAAAAUGGCAUCAACCAGACUUCCUUCCCCCAAAAGUUUAGUGGGUGCCCCAACUCAGAUUCUUGCACAGUUUCCCAAACAGCAUCAGCAGUCUCCUAAGCAGCAGUUGCAUCCAGUGCAGCAGCAGACCCAGCAGCAGGUGGCUCAGCCGGCGCCAGUCUCUCAUCAGCAACAGCCUCAGCAGUCUCCUUUGCCGCCUGGUAUCAAGCCUACCAUUCAAAUCAAACAGGAGUCAGGUGUUAAAAUCAUCACACAACAAGUUCAACCAAGUAAAAUCUUACCUAAACCAGUGACAGCAACUCUGCCCACCAGUAGCAAUUCCCCUAUUAUGGUGGUUAGCAGUAAUGGUGCAAUUAUGACAACUAAACUGGUAACCACUCCUACUGGCACACAGGCAACCUAUACCAGGCCAACAGUGAGCCCGUCCAUAGGUCGGAUGGCUGCAACCCCUGGAGCUGCAACCUAUGUGAAAACUACCAGUGGUAGCAUCAUUACAGUAGUACCCAAGUCAUUAGCCACCUUGGGGGGCAAGAUAAUUAGCAGUAAUAUAGUCUCUGGAACGACUACCAAAAUCACUACAAUCCCAAUGACUUCCAAGCCCAAUGUGAUUGUUGUGCAAAAGACUACAGGAAAAGGAACGACCAUUCAAGGCCUCCCGGGCAAAAACGUUGUCACAACAUUGCUAAAUGCUGGAGGAGAAAAGACUAUUCAGACGGUGCCAACAGGAGCAAAGCCAGCUAUUAUCACUGCUACAAGACCCAUCACCAAGAUGAUUGUAACUCAGCCAAAAGGAAUAGGUUCCACAGUUCAACCAGCAGCUAAAAUCAUCCCGACAAAAAUUGUUUAUGGGCAGCAAGGGAAAACACAGGUUCUUAUUAAACCCAAACCAGUGACAUUUCAAGCCACAGUUGUUAGUGAACAAACAAGGCAGCUGGUCACAGAAACGUUACAGCAAGCAUCUAGGGUGGCAGAAGCUGGUAAUUCAUCUAUUCAAGAGGGAAAAGAAGACCCACAGAGUUAUACAGAUAGUAGUUCCUCUUCUACAGAGUCCUCCCAGAGUUCCCAGGAUUCCCAGCCUGUAGUUCAUGUAAUUGCUUCCCGGCGUCAGGAUUGGUCAGAACAUGAGAUUGCAAUGGAGACUAGCCCCACCAUAAUUUAUCAGGAUGUAUCCAGUGAAUCACAAUCAGCUACUUCAACAAUCAAAGCUCUGUUAGAACUCCAACAGACAACAGUAAAGGAAAAAAUGGAAUCUAAACCAAGACAACCCACUAUUGACUUGAGUCAGAUGGCAGUGCCUAUUCAGAUGACCCAGGAAAAGAGACAUUCUCCUGAGAGUCCAUCCAUUGCUGUGGUAGAGUCAGAACUAGUUGCUGAAUACAUCACUACUGAACGCACUGAUGAGGGGACAGAGGUUGCUUUUCCCCUUCUAGUCAGCCAUCGCUCCCAGCCCCAACAGCCCUCCCAGCCCCAGCGGACCCUGCUCCAGCAUGUGGCUCAGUCACAGACUGCAACACAGACUUCAGUGGUGGUGAAGUCCAUCCCGGCAUCUUCCCCUGGAGCAAUCACCCACAUUAUGCAGCAGGCAUUAAGCAGUCACACCGCUUUUACCAAACACAGCGAGGAGCUUGGAACUGAGGAGGGCGAGGUUGAAGAGAUGGACACUUUAGACCCUCAGACAGGUCUGUUUUACCGAUCUGCUCUGACUCAGUCACAGUCAGCUAAGCAGCAGAAACUUAGCCAGCCCCAGCUGGAACAGACUCAGCUGCAAGUGAAAACUCUGCAGUGCUUCCAGACUAAACAGAAGCAGACCAUCCACCUGCAGGCAGACCAGCUCCAGCACAAACUCCCGCAAAUGCCCCAGCUUUCCAUCAGGCAUCAAAAACUCACCCCUCUCCAGCAAGAACAAGCACAGCCCAAGCCAGAUGUACAGCACACACAGCAUCCUAUGGUGGCCAAAGACAGGCAGCUUCCUACCUUAAUGGCACAGUCCCCGCAAACUGUAGUACAGGUGCUCGCAGUGAAAACCACGCAGCAGCUCCCUAAACUGCAGCAGGCUCCGAACCAACCAAAAAUCUACGUGCAACCCCAAACCCCCCAGAGCCAAAUGCCGCUCCCAGCCGCAUCAGAGAAACAGCCGGCAAGCCAGGUGGAGCAGCCAAUUAUAACCCAAGGAUCCUCUGUUACAAAGAUAACUUUUGAGGGGCGCCAGCCUCCCACAGUUACAAAGAUAACUGGUGGCAGUUCUGUGCCUAAGCUGACAUCACCAGUUACAAGCAUAUCUCCCAUUCAGGCCUCUGAGAAGACAGCAGUGUCAGACAUUUUGAAAAUGUCUUUGAUGGAAGCUCAGAUUGAUACAAAUGUAGAGCAUAUGGUAGUGGAUCCCCCAAAGAAGGCUCUUGCCACUAGUGUGCUCACUGGGGAAGCAGGAUCAUUACCUUCCACCCACGUGGUGGUGGCAGGCUUGGCGAAUUCCACUCCCCAGCAACAGAAAUGUAGAGAGUCCUGUUCAAGUCCAUCUGCUGCUGGCCCUCCCUUAACGACAAGGAAAAUCGAUGCACCAGGAGUGCCUACGACAGGCCAGUUCAUGCGUAUUCAGAAUGUAGGCCAAAAGAAAGCUGAAGAGAGCCCAGCAGAAAUUAUCAUCCAGGCCAUUCCCCAGUACGCUAUUCCUUGUCACUCCAGUUCCAACGUGGUCGUAGAGCCCAGUGGGCUUCUUGAGCUAAACAACUUCACUAGCCAGCAGCUGGAUGAUGAUGAGACAGCAAUGGAGCAAGACAUAGACAGUAGCACAGAGGAUGGAACCGAGCCUAGCCCCUCUCAGAGUUCUGCCGAACGGUCCUAAGUGUUUUGGAAACAGGAGUGCACUUUAAAACCUACUUGGUUACCAAGUGUCCAGGGAAGCCCUUGAUUUUUGAUGUCUAAAGAGAGCACUUUGCCCAUGCUUAGGCUGUGGACCCCAGAAUCGCAGUGUUUCAACAAGAACUGCUGCAGGAGCAGCAUUUUAAAACAAGAUAAAACUCACAGGGGAAUGUACUUUUUUUUUUUUUAAAAGAAAAAAAAAGAAAGAAAGAAAAAAGAAAAAGAUACACAUCUGCAGUGACAGAAGACCUGAUAUUCUUUCUCUGUUGGACCACGGCUGAUGGAAAAGUAUGUCAUGCAGUGGAAAGAGACUUUUCCUGUGAAUGUUCCUCAGCUGAUUUCUACUGAGCAAAACACCAUCAGAAAAGGAGAAUGUGAAUAGUUUGUAUUUUGAAAUGGUGUGUCAGGAACAGUUUUUUUAAAAACCUUGUAUGUUUUUGAAAAUCCCUGGAAGUGUUGAAUUGGUUAACAUUUUACAUUUGCUCAGUUUAUAGUUUAUAAAAUAACUAGAAAAAUACUGGCAUUAGAGAAUCCUUGUUAGAUGGUGGAAAUCAGAUCCCUAACCAGUGGGAAGUGCUUUUUGGGUGGCUUGUACAUUCUCACCAAUUGUAUGCUAAUUUAUUGUGUUGUUGUUCCUUUGUGCUCUAGGCAGCACACUUGCCUUCUAUUUAUUUAAAUGUAAACAUUUCAAAGCAGGCCAUAUUCUUUCUGACAGAUUUCCUGUAAACCAGGAUUGCCUGCCCUUUCCACCUCCCACCCCCUCCCUGCUCCUUUAAGAAAACUUAAGAGAAAAUGUUUCAUUGUGAAGGAGAGGAAAAGAAACAUUUUCGGGCCCAAAGGAAAUGUUCAGCUAUGUUCAGGAAAAAUUAUUCAUAUAAUGCUAUCUUAACAUUGAAAUUGCACAUUCAUGUUGGACUGAGACUUUGAAGAUAACUUUUACAUACUUUUGUUUAACCCCCUUUGAAAUGUAUAGAAAUUCAUUUACAGUUCUAAAUGUAAUGUUUUUAAGCAUUCUGCCUUUUUAGGACACAGUUUGUUUAAGCAAUAUGUUUGGGUCUUGUGAUCACUGUCUGUCACAAGUAGAUGAGGGGUAAGAGGGUGGGAGGGUAACGGUCAGUUUUGACAAGUUGUGGCAAAGGAAGCAAUUCUUUUCAUUUUUAAAAAAAUGUAAAUAGAAAAGUUUUUAACGGUUUUAUAUAGAUUUCACUAUAAAUAAGCAUUUUAAGACUGACAAAUGUUGAACUGUACAUACAUAUAUCAGCAUAACUGCCCAAUUUUUUGGUGCUGAAGUACUGUAAGUAGAUUUCAUCAACAGUCUCCUAAUUUUUGCAUCUAUAUCUAGAAAAAAAACUGUGAUAUUAUAAUUAAUAAAUUCCCACUAGAGUGACACUGAAGAUUUAAACACAAGCAUUUAUAAGAUGCACUGACCUCUGGUAGUCGCCAUCAUUUCUCCUGAGCGAGAACGACUUACCCAUAGAUGGGGCUGUUGGAUUUUAUUUUAUUGUACAAAUUCAUGUUUAAAAGACUUUGUGAUUGUUUCUAGUUAAGUAACUUUUUAACCUCUCCAGUCAUAGGCUUCUUUGAAAAUCUGAUCACACUAUGAACUCUCCCCAAAAAGACACACAUGCCAAUAUACAUGUUAGAUUUUACAAUCUUAGGGGUUUGUGGGCCCCUAAGCCUAACCAUGUAUUCAAGGUUAAGCCCUCUGUUAUGGUCAGUCCAUUACUUACAGAUGUAAGUUUUUACAAAAUAAAAUAUCUUUUAAAUAUUCAUGGGUCAGGUAACAAGAGCAAACUUGAAUAAAGUUAUUAUGUCCUACUUCCACAUACUCUGAUAGCAUAGCAUACCUGUGUCCCUUUGAGAAUUUAGCCUUAAUAUGUUUUCAGCAACUGGAAUGGCAGAUGAAACUCCACAAGCUUUACUUUUAAAAAUUAGUGUGUAUAUAUUAACAAAUUAUCAAGUGAGGGAUUUAACAUUUUUCUUUUCUUUCAAAGGUAUUACUUUCAAGGAGAGCAUGAAUUCUUUUGUUUAUUCAACAAAUAUCAUUUAAACAUCUUCUGCGUGUCAGGUACUGUUCUAAGCACCAGGGAUUCCACAGUAAAUAAACAGAAAAUCCUACCCUUACAGAGUUUACAAACAGAGCUUCCUGCUGAUGGAAUGGAUGCCAGGGCUGAAGGAAGGAGGAAACAUGAGUGAGUGACUCUUAGGUUUCUUGAUUAAGUGGAUGGAUGGUGAUGCUGUAUAUGGAUCUCCAGGUAUCCUUUUACUGAAAGUCUUAUUAGCAUUAGAUCUAUUUGUAUUCGUAGAAGUCCAUAAAUUAAAUGUAAUUUUAAUUCAGUCCUUAUGAAAGAUAUUCAGAGAUUAUGCUGCAAAUAUUACAGAAUUUAAACUAGAGUCCUAACAACUGUUAGAAGCAGUGAUAAGGAAAAUCCAUUUGGUUUAAAGUAAACUUUGAUAAAGGCUUUGUAUUGCAGAAUGCAGUUUAUGCUGAACUUAGAGAACUUAAAAAAAUAUUUAUUGAAAUUCACAUGCCGUACAAUUCACCCAUUUAAAGUGUACAGUUCAGUGGUUUUCACUAUAUUUACAGAGUUGGGCAGCCAUCACUACAGCCAAUUUUAGAACAUUUGCAUAACCCUAAAAAGAAACCGUGUACCCCUUAGCUGUUACCUUGAAACUCAUCCCACCACCCCAUCCCCAGGCAACCACUAAAUUGCUUCUGUCUCUAUGGAUUUGCCUACUCUGGACAUUUCAUAUAAAUGGAAUCAUAUAAUAUGUGGUCUUCCGUGACUGGCUUCUUUCAUUUGGCAUAGUAUUUUCAAGGUUGUAGCAUGUUUCAGUCCUUCAGUCCUUUUUAUGGUUCAGUAAUAUUCCAUUGCAUGGAUAUACCGCCUUUUAUUUAUACAUUCAUUGGUUGAUGGACAUUGGGGUUGUUUCUACGUUUGGCUAUUAUGAAUAAUGCUGCUGUGAACAUUUGUGUACAGUUUUUAUAUAUGUUUUCAGUUCUCUUUGGUAUAUAUCUAGGAGUGUAAUUGCUGGGUCCUACAGUUAAGUUUAAUGAUUUGAGAAACUACCAAACUCUUUUCUACAGUGACUGCACAUUUUACAGCAGUAUAGGACAGUUCCACUUUUUCUAUAUCUUCACCAGUGCUUGUUAUUAUUUGUUUUUUGUUUUUAUUAUUUUUGAAAAUUGUAUCCACCUUAGUGUGUGAAGUGGUACCUCAUUGUGGUUCUGAUUUACAUUUCCCUGAUGGCUGACGAUAAGAAUCUUUUCAUCUGCUUAUUGGCCAUUCAUAGAUCUUUGGAGAAAUGUCCUUUACCCAUUUUUAAAUUGAAUGAUUUUCCGUUUUAUUAUUUAAAUUGAGAACUUUCAAAGUACAGGCAAUAAUACCACUCUUAAAAGAAAAGUAACCUGUUCUCUAGUAAUUAAUUCAUCACCCUUAAAACCUUAAUCAUGUUUUACUUCUUCCUCUCUAAUGUAACAAAUUGCUUAACAUUCUUAAAACUGUAUAGAUCUUUAUAAUUGAAAACACUUUUAAAUACAUUUCUUUGUGAGGUUCUCUCAAUGACCUGCUAGGAUAGAAGACAUAGUACAAAGGAAAUAAUGGCCAAGUGGUCUGGAUUUGAGCCCCAGGCUCCUCUGUUAAUGGAUCAUAUGAACUCGAGCAAGUCCCAUUCCCCAUAAUACAAAGUGUUUCUGACCCCCAUGGGAUUAUUGUGAAGACUGGAUGAAAUAGUGCAUGUAAAAAUGCCAGGCACAAAGUUAGGUGCUGUAUUUUUUAAGUCUAGUAUUUAUACCACUCCCACUUUAUAAGUAGAAAACGAGGGCUCAGACACCCAAUGAAAUACCAAAACGCAUAGAUUAUAUGCUCAUAGGCAUCAUGCUGAUCUCCAAGUUGCUACUUUCUAUAUAGGAAUGUGUGUGUGCCACCAAACACGGGAUUGGCCUUUGGAAAGACAGAGGAACUUGAUGUUGCCCAAUAACAUAAUGGUCUUUGUUGGUCUUAGGUGCCUUCACACAGAGGUGCUCACACACAAGAUUGUUUUUUGAGUUCAAUUAUGUGUCACGAAUCCCAGAUAAAAGGAAGUAGAAUGAAAAAGCACCAUAUAAGCAAGGCCUUUCCAAGAAAAGAGAGUGAGAAAACAGUCUGCAGCCUCUGCUUACAGGUUUAUAAGUCUUUUAAGUAAGUGAGGCUUGAUGACCUAUAUAUUGAAAAAAGGAUUGAAACACCAUGGGAUCAGAUUUGUACUUGUGAGAAGUCUUGCUCUGCUUUCUUACCUCUUCCUUGCUAACACAGACUGUAACUGAAAACAUGGCACUUACUUAAGGAAAAAAAAAAAAAAUCAAGGCUAGGUUUGAAUCCUGACAAGCCAUGUAGGCUUGGACAAGCUCUUAGAGACUUUGGAUAGCGCAAGAUGGAAUGGUUUAUAUUACUGUGUUAUCUAAUUGACACUUCAAAUGUCCUGACUUUUUCUUUUCCUUCCAACAGAUAGGUAUUGGGCAUUUUCUAUGUGCAGUAGUUGGGGAUAAAGAAGUCCCUACCCUCAUGGAACUUCAGCCUAGAAGGAGAUACAUGAAUCAAAGAUCGCAACUAAAUAUAUUCGUUGCUAAGUGCUAUGAUGGAAAAAUAAGUAGUGCCAUGAUAGUGUAUAAGAGGUUGGGGAGUUUUGCUCAGAAAGGAAUCCUUAAUCUGAAGGAAAAUGAUUUAACUAGGUAAAAAGGAUGGGCGACAGCUGUCCAGGCAGAAGGAUAGCAGCUGUGAAAGCCCUGUGGUAGGAGGGGUUUGGGAGAGGGGAACUUUGAGUAGGCCAGUGUGACAGCAACAGAGCGAGUGAAGGCAGCAAGCCUGGGAGCAGAAAGUAGAGACAGACCUAUAUGGAGAUAUUGUAGGUUAUGAUGAAGGUUUGAGGUUUUAUUCUUAGAACAACAAGAAGUCACGAAAAGUUUUAAGCCAUUGAACCUGGCAAAAUGAAUUAAUACAUACACAAAAUAAUUUGGAGUUAUAUUGGUUCAUUAGAACAGAAAAAUAUAUUUGACCUUUCUUUUUUUGAUGCCAGACUCAUCUCCUUAUGUCUUUUUCUCAAAGGUCUUCACUGGUUCCCCAAUACUGUAGUAUGAGUCUGGCAUUCAAGGGUCUUAGCCAAAGCUUCAGUCUACAUCUCUAGAUUCAUAACCCAUUUCACUACCCCAACCUACUGCCUGUCUCCCCCAUCACACAUACAGUUCAUGCUCUGUAUUUGAAAGACUCACUCAUUCCUCAAAGCCUAGCUUGAAAACCACAUCCUUCACCAACACUGCCUAGAUGUGUUCAAGGGGAACUCAUCCCACCCUGCUGCUGGGUUCCUCUAGCAUUUGGGGAGAAGUACAUGUUUACUUAGCACUUACAAUGGGUUAUCUGCUGUGAAUUAUUUUCAAUUUCUCACAGUGUGCCUCUGGGAGAGUCCUUGAAAUACAGUAUUCUGAGGAGUCAUUCUAAAUUCUUUCAGCCUGAAGUAAGAGGUGCUGAGCUUUCUGGAUUUUUUUUUCUCUUCCCUUGAAUAUGAAGGCUUAGUAUUAAAGUUUGUUAGAAAGAGUUUAGUGAGAUCAUUGAUAAUCUUGAUUAAGAUUCACCUUCAUGUUCAAGUCAGUAGCACCCUGUUUGGUUCUCCACAGGAUCAACUGCUAUUUCCUUGCAUGGUAGAGUUCACCAGGGUCUAUCAUCUGUGCUAUCAUUUUGACCUCUACCAUAUAUGGAUUAAUUAAUUAAAUCAUUGAAUAAAUAUUGAGCAGUUAUUAUGACCCAGGCACUGUUCUAACCACUAGGGAUAUAGCAGUGAACAAAAUAAUGGAAAAAUAAAACAACCUGUGCUAUGUAGCUUACAUUCUAAAUGGGCUAUAAAUAUAAAUUAAAAAUAAAUGGUAUCUUAUGAUAAUUAGAACAAAAAAGUGGGGAAGGAGAAUAUGAAAUUAUAGGAUCUGUGGGUGUUAAAUGUUAUAUGGAAUAGACAGGGAAGUUCUCACUGAGAAGUUGAAUUGAUAGUGAGGGAAUCAGCCAGGCUGAUGUCUGCAGAAAGAGUGUUCAGUGUGGAGGGGACAGCAAGUACAAAGGCCCUGAGAUCUGUGCCUGGCAUAUUCAAAGAAUAGGAAAAAGAAAAGAAAGAAAA